AUGACUACCAAGCUACAGACAGCAAUAGCGGAGCUCAAGGUUGUGGCCCACCGAUUGCGUGACUACGAGCCAACCAAUGAAUCGUGGAAGGAGGCUGAAAAUCUAGCGCUUGAGGUUUGUGACCACGUAGAAACAUUACUUUACUCGGAGGAGGGGAUGAACAGGCUUCGUAAAAGCGAUGCUUUGCAGGAGAUGAAGUACCUCGUACCAGAUGUUGCCCGUGAAGAAAUCGCGGAGCUAAAAGUGUCUGAUUUUGUGCUGGGGAUCAUUUACGAGAAGCCUUUUACGGUUUAUGACCGUAUCUAUCGCAAUUUCAGCGUAGAGUAUGGGAAAGAGCUGUCAAGUGAAGCACGUAAAAGCUCCAGCCUUAUCAAGUCCUCUUACGUGUAUGGAGAGAUCAAUUUUUUUUCGUUUGCCGGAGUCAUUCGAUGGAUAGCUCCCAGUCUGCCAGAAUUUGCCAUUUUUUACGACCUGGGUUCCGGCACUGGUAAGGCAGUUAUUGCAGCGAGUUUGGUGCAUUCAUUUGAUCAGGCCAUCGGAAUCGAGCUGCUCGAGCCGCUUGUACGUUGUGCUGAAAAGCGAAAAAUGGCCUUAGAAAAACUCAAGUCUCCAUUACUCAAGACGGACAUCGACUUUAUCGCAGGCAGUGUACUCACAACCAAUUGGGAAGAUGGCGAUGUUGUAUUUUGUCACGGUACCUGUUUCAGCGAUCAGGAUUGGAUCAAAAUUUCAGUCGCAGCAGAGAAGCUCAAACAGGGCGCGUUUUUCAUCUCCACAACGCACGUGCUUAAGACAGGUCUUUUUGAGGUUGUAAAAAGCGCUAGCUUGACUAUGAGUUGGGGAAGUGCGACCGUCUACAUUCAUCGCCGACGCAAAAUUGGUCGCUGGGCUGCUCAAAUGCUGCGCGGUGGGCGCCCAACACGCACGGAUUUGCUGCAACAGCUGCCAAAUCGCCAUCAAUCAAAUAAUUUGGUGGAACACGCUAGCAGUACGAGUACAAAGACGGGUACAUCAGAAGAAUGA
Molecule: messenger RNA, 1023 nt
Organism: Plasmopara halstedii
Lineage: Eukaryota; Oomycota; Peronosporomycetes; Peronosporales; Peronosporaceae
Exons: 9
Coding region: 1-1023 (340 amino acids)
Biological process (GO): regulation of cell cycle
Molecular function (GO): histone H3K79 methyltransferase activity
Source: RefSeq, a predicted model, not a curated record